This is a messenger RNA of Micropterus salmoides (largemouth bass), 675 nucleotides long. It is a transcript of the gene timm9, whose product is annotated as translocase of inner mitochondrial membrane 9 homolog. Lineage: Eukaryota; Metazoa; Chordata; Actinopteri; Centrarchiformes; Centrarchidae. The record is from RefSeq and is a predicted model, not a curated record. The coding region runs from base 269 to 538 and encodes 89 amino acids. The transcript is spliced from 4 exons.
AAGGUUUUUGGCAGCGCACCGGUCGGAUUGUGGUUUCCGGUGUGACUUUUUCGUCUCGUGUGUCUCGACGUGUUUUUUGAUGCUGAAUCAAUAAUCGAUUAAUAAUCACGUCAUCGCCGCCUGACGUCACUCUCCUGCUGAAACGUGAAUUGAAAUAAAGUUUGAAUGUGCGGCGGAGUUUCUCUUUGAUCUCGCGACCUUCAGCGGCUCAGGUGUCGUCAGCAGGUGAGGGGGGCACGUGCUCCGGCUGCCCGGCAGAGUCUGGAUCAUGGCAGUCCAGGUGACCGAGUCCGACCAGAUCAAACAGUUUAAGGAGUUUCUGGGGACGUACAACAAGGUGACGGAGAACUGCUUCAUGGACUGCGUCAGAGACUUCACGACCCGGGACGUGAAGCCGGAGGAGUCCAGCUGCUCCGAGUCGUGUCUGCAGAAGUACCUGAAGAUGACCCAGCGGAUCUCCAUGCGGUUCCAGGAGUACCACAUCCAGCAGAACGAGGCUCUGGCUGCUAAAGCCGGACUGCUGGGGCAGCCUCGCUGAACCGGUCCGGUCCAGCGGCACCGUGUCGGGCGAAUAGAGACUGAAGCUGCUGGCGUUUCGUUUCCCCUGAGCUGGGAGAUCUAGUUUUGUGUGUUACGUUGUGAUGAAAUCUUUAUUAUUAAACUCCAUGAACCCGU